This is a messenger RNA of Vicia villosa (hairy vetch), 1062 nucleotides long. RefSeq lists its product as uncharacterized. The transcript is spliced from 2 exons. Gene Ontology annotation, biological process: SCF-dependent proteasomal ubiquitin-dependent protein catabolic process. Gene Ontology annotation, cellular component: SCF ubiquitin ligase complex. Bases 1 to 1062 code for a protein of 353 amino acids. NCBI's taxonomy places the organism in Eukaryota, Viridiplantae, Streptophyta, Magnoliopsida, Fabales, Fabaceae. The record is from RefSeq and is a predicted model, not a curated record.
AUGAAGAGAAAUUGUGUCAAAGUUUCUCAAGAAUCGCUUUCUCAAACUGAUUUGUAUUUACUUGCUGAGUGUUGGGAAUUUAUCUUCAAACUUGUCAACUGCGAUGACGAGUAUUUCAAGUGUCUCUCACUGGUCUCGAAACAAUUCCUCUCCAUCACCGACGGUUUUCGAUUCUCUCUCACGGUCCAUCAACGAACUCUACCUUUCCUCCCUCGCCUUGUUCAAAGGUUUACCAACCUCACUUCCGUUAACUUCUCACUGGUCUCUUGCGACCUCCUCGACAAGCUUCUUCCUCAAAUAUCUCAUUUUCCAUUGAAAAUUACGUCGCUCAAUAUCUCCAAUCGACCCAGCUUUCCCGAACAUGGCUUGAGAGCUUUCUCUAAAAAUGUAAUAACUUUAAGCUCUCUCAUUUGUUCCAAUGUUUAUUUUGAUUAUAAAUACGACUUUUUCCAUAUUGCACAUCUGUUCCCCUUGCUACAAAUACUUGACCUAAGUUUCAUUGGACGCUUGCACUUAUUCCACUCUCCAAGAAUGAAGCUACACGGGAUGAUGAACUUUGAACUUCCCAGAUUGGAGGUCUUGGACUUAUCCAAUACCACAGUUGACGAUGAAGAACUCUAUAUAAUCUCAAAGGCUUGUCAUGGGCUUUUGCAACUAUCACUCAACACUUGUCGACAAGUUACCGAGAAGGGGGUGAAGCACGUGUUACAGAACUGCACACAGUUAAGAGAAAUUGAUAUGGAAUGGUGUCGUAGAGUGCGUCCAAAAAUAGUUCUCUCAAUGGUAUUUUCAAGGCCAUCACUGAGAAAAAUAACCGCACCACCUGGUUGUAUUUUGAGCCACACGGAGAAGGAACUUCUCAAGCUUCAAGGAUGCAUUGUUUCUAGCUGUUUUGAGCACGCUGAGUGGGAAAUUAAGAACAGUUCAGUCUUCUUUCAAAAGGCAAAAGACUCUGCACCUUGCAAAGAAAUAUCAUCUCUGCAAGGAUUGUCUGAGAGGAAAUGCAUGCAAAUACGCUCGGGUUUUCAGGAAUUGCUAACACUGUCUUCGGAAGUUGUUUAA